Messenger RNA from Astyanax mexicanus (Mexican tetra), 7376 nucleotides. It is a transcript of the gene serinc5, whose product is annotated as serine incorporator 5. Gene Ontology annotation, cellular component: membrane. The record is from RefSeq and is a predicted model, not a curated record. The transcript has 12 exons. The coding region runs from base 359 to 1738 and encodes 459 amino acids. NCBI's taxonomy places the organism in Eukaryota, Metazoa, Chordata, Actinopteri, Characiformes, Acestrorhamphidae.
CACUGACGACAGCGGAAGUGACACACGCGGUGUGUUUUCUUUGAUUGUGGAGAAAAGGCUGAGAGUUCAGAGGGGGAUAUGGAGGGAGUCCGGGCUCGCUGUGAGCGGGUGAAUUAGGAGGCUGUGUGCGGGCCUUUCUGCUCUCUGUCUGGGUCUCACCAUUAUACUACAGCCGGUAUCGGUCAAUCAGCGGCGGAGGACUGUGGCUCCGUUUUUCUGAGAGCCGGAGCAGCGGAUUCAGACACUCACACACACACUGAAAGAGAGCGCUGGUUAACGAGGACAACAACACGCACAACAUCUGGCUCAAACUGGACCCGUAUCUGUGGAGGGAGUUUCUAAAUAAUCCGGAUUAAAGAUGUGCACCCCGUGCUGCGUGUCUCAGCUGGCCUGCUGCUGUGGUAAUGCGGCCUGUUCGCUAUGCUGCGGCUGCUGUCCCAAGAUCAAGCAGUCCACCAGCACGCGCUUCAUGUACGCACUUUACUUCAUGCUGGGCACCGUCAUCUGUGUCAUCAUGAUGUCGCCCACCGUGGAGAUGGAACUGCAGAAUCGGAUUCCCUUCUACUCUGAGAUGUGUUCGAAGCUGAACGCGGGGGAAAACUGCAGCGCUCUGGUGGGCUACUCUGCUGUGUAUAAGGUCUGCUUCGGCAUGGCCUGCUUCUUCUUCUUCUUCUGCGUGUUCACCAUCAGAGUGAAGACGAGCAGAGGGUGCAGGGCGGCCGUCCAUAACGGGUUCUGGUUCAUAAAGUUUUUGGCUCUGCUGGCCUGCUGUGCAGGGGGCUUCUUCAUACCAGGAGAAGAACAGUUUCUGGAAGUGUGGCGUUAUGUGGGAGCUGCUGGGGGUUCCCUGUUCCUCCUGAUUCAGCUCAUGCUGCUGGUCCAGUUCGCUCACAGAUGGAAUCAGAACUGGACGUCGGGAGUGGAGUAUAAUAAGCUGUGGUAUGCGGCGCUGGCCUUCGUCACUCUGGUGCUGUUCUCUGUGGCAGUGGGAGCCAUGGUUUUCAUGGCCAUGUUCUACACACACGCUGAGGCCUGCUUCCUCAACAAGAUCUUCCUGGGCGUGAACUCGAGUCUGUGCAUCGUCAUCUCGCUGCUGGCCAUCUCUCCAUGCAUUCAGACAUUCCAGCCCACCUCAGGCCUGCUUCAGCCAGCUAUCAUCAGCGUCUACGUCAUGUACCUCACCUUCUCCGCCCUGGCCAGCAAACCCAUAGAAAUGGUGGAACAAGAUGGAAAGAACGUUACAGUCUGUGUCUUUCCCUUCAACUCCGGAUCGGAGAGUGACAGCAAGAUAGUGAAGGGCGUGGGAACGGCCAUUCUGUUCGGCUGUGUGCUGUACUCCUGUUUGACCUCCACCACCAAGAGGAGUUCUGCAGCUUUGAGGGUGUACAGAAAUUCAGUGCAAGAAAAUGAGAGAGCGCGAUGCUGCUUCUGCUGCAGUGAUGAUGGAGAUGAUUACGACGAUGAGAAAACUGCUGGAGGACAGAAUGUUAUUUAUGAUGAGGGCGAGGGCACCAUCUACAGCUACUGGUAUUUCCACUUUGUCUUCUUCCUCGGCUCUCUCUACGUCAUGAUGACCGCCACUAACUGGUUCCAUUACGACAACGCGAAGAUCGAGAGACUGUUGGAAGGCAGCUGGUCAGUGUUCUGGAUCAAGAUGGUGUCGUGCUGGGUGUGUCUCUUUCUCUACAUGUGGACCCUGGUGGCCCCCAUGCUCUUUCCAAAGAGGUUUGAAGCAUAAAAGCAAUCUCCAAAUACAUCCUACCAACCACUGCUCACUAAAAAAAACAAAAACUUUUCAGACUUUUCUUCUGUUACUGACUGUUUUGCCAAGUUCUUUUAUAAAUUCCUUGUUUUCAUUUGUACUACGUAGAUCUUGUUAAAAGAAAAGCUAUAUCUGGUGCCUUAAAGGCAUCUUAUGUUUUUUGUUUUUUUGUUCAUUUUUUAGAUAGAUUUACGGAGCUUUGUUACAGAUGUGGGUUUUUAUUCCAUUUUGCUUACACGCCGGUCAGAAGGGAUAUGUUUCAGUUUUGUAAGAAAAAAAAAAUGACAUGAAGGUAUGAAAACAAACCAUCGCUCAGGCUCACACCACCUGUAAGUGUCUUGCGUGUUACAUUUACAUCCUUCAGUAGAUGAAGUAUUCUAUGCAACUCUGUCAACAACAGCUUUCUGUUUCAUUUAGAUUUUUUUUUUUUUUUUUUAGAAUUUGUUUAUGGGUUUAUAUUUGUUUUUCUGACUUUCUACUGAACAGCUUUUCUGUACACACACCAAAAUAAUAGAGUUAGACAUGCAAAACAUGUAGAAUGAUUUCCAAAUGAAGAAGAAUAAUGCUGCCUUCAGGUCAAACGAGAAGUAUUACUGUAAAUAUUUUGAAGCAAACAAAACAAACACAGCAAUUAUGUGCAUUGCAUAUUAAUUUAAUAUUUUUAUCCAGUUAAAAAAAAUAUAUAUAUAUAUAUUAUAUUGGUACUAAUAGUACCAAUAUUACACCUUAUAACACGAACCUCGAGUGUAUUAUUAAUUUGAUUAUACCUCAGUUCCAUUAGCACUGUUUAUUGAAAGAUUUAGAGUUAAAAUGGACGAGAAAAUACGAUCUGUUUGGUUAUAAAAACUCUGCGAGUUAGAAUGGUUCCAUUGCUGCUCUGUUUGUAGCUGUGCUGUUUGGCUUGUAAGCACUGCAUUGUUGCUAGCUUACCUGUAUGUGGCAAAGUAAUACGUGGAGAGCUUCGGUUACAGUGCAUUACUGGUUGAUAAUGGCACACGCAGAGCGCCUCUCAUCCAAUCACAUUGCAGGGUCGGAACUACCUGUGGUAUAAUUGUUGCUAAAUAAUAACCAAUGCAUUUUUUAAAUUUACAAUAUAGUUAUAGUAAAGGUUUUUUUUUUUUUUCCCCCGAUUUCCUCUUCAAUUUACAUGGCCAAUUACCCAACCCACUCAUUAGGACUCCACCUAUCACUAGUGACGCCCCAACACCAGGACGGAAAAGUCUAGCACACGCCUCCUCUGAUACAUGUGAAGUCAGACUCUGCUUCUUUUCAAACUGCUGCUGAUGUAGUGUUGCCGAGUAGCAUCACAGCGCACUCGGAGGAAAGUGCAGCAACUCGGUUCUGAUACAUCAGCUCACAGACGCCUUGUGCUGAUCGACAUCACCCACAGAGCCAUUUACCCACCCAGCGAGAGCAAGCUGAUGGCAAGCUACAUGAACAGGAUUCGAACCAGCAGCGCUUUGAAUGAUGAUCAUAGUGUCAGCACUUAGCCCGCUUGACCACUCGGAACCCGUAAAGGUUCCUUAUUAUUAUUUUUUUAUAUAUAUUUAUAUUUAUUUACACACCCCUAUAUCUGACAAAUGAUUUUGAGUUUCACAAUCAAAAGUAUCAGUUCGUCAUGGCGUUCAUGUGCACUCGAUAUUUCCAUAGUGACCUGAAGGCAGCAUAAACCACUAUAUACCUGAGCUAUAUAACUUGCAUUAUGGGGCCAGUUGUUGUUAUGUUUUAGCUUAAUAUUAAAUCCUAAUACAGCUAAUGUUUGUAAGAGUAUGGAGAGUUUAUAGUGUAGUCUCGCUUCACUCUCCUUUUAAUCUCAGGCUUAAAAAAAAUAGCAGAGAAAUAUGGAUUCUAGGACCGUUGGAGAACAGUUAGCGUAGCAUCACGAGAGAAAAAUGUUACCAGCCUGUUCUAGGGCACUUCCUAAUGGCCAAAUCAGAUGGUAGAAUUUCAGCUCAGUGUUUUUGUCGAGUAAAGUGCGUCACGCUGAGGAAAAGCUAAAGAACAUAAUGAACAAAAUGAGUUGAUGAACUUAAAAGCAAGGCUUGUCUGGCCUUAUUACUGGCCUCUUUACAAUGGUUUUCUCGUUCUCGUUGUAACUACAGCCAGCUUAUUAUGAUUAUGAUCUCAUUCAUAAUAAUAAUUAUUAUUUUUAUCUUUUUAUUUAUUUUGUCCUACAUUUCAAAUAGACAUUAAGGCAUUCUAGAACCAGUGCUAGAUCUGCUGUAACUGUGCCAGCUCUUCUCCUGUAUUAGUGCAGCAUGUUUUUUUUCCCAAGCCAAUUUUACCAUUUUCCCAUUUUAAGAUGAGGGAGUCCCCCUUCUGGUGAUGUCUUAAAGGUGGGAGGAGCCUUUGUUUUCUCUAGACAGCCAUUCGCCAAUGCAAAGUCAUAUUUCAUUAUUAUUAGGGGUGUAACGGUACACAAGCACUGCGGUUCAGUUCAAACAGUGGUUUGAAUCUCACAGUCCAGUGUGAGGUUAUAGUGAAACAGGGUAACUAAAUAACAUAAACUAAAGUAUUCAUACAAACAUGGCAACAAAAUCACUUUUGAGAGUGAAAAGACAGAAAAAAUGAUUUGUAAAGUGAGGUCCUAUUUCAGUGUUUCCUCUAAGAAAGGAACAGAAGAUUUCUAAGAAACUCAUUUUUUGGCAAAAUGUAUGAAAAGUGUUUGUUAUCCAGGAUUUCAGCCUUAGACAAAACCUUUCAUUGUGUUCAGUUUUACUUUUGGACGAAAAUGUUAAUUUCGGUACAUCAUUAGUUCCUUUCCAUUUAAAUUCAAACACAUUUGUGCAAGUUACAGUGUGUUCCAUAUAAUGCUAGAAUAUCUGUAAAAUACUUUUUUUUUUCCAGUUAUUUCAAAUCCAAAAGUAAGAAACGUGAGAGAUAAAGAAUAGAGAGAGAUAUAAAAAUGAGCAUCUGAGUCUCUCUCUAUACAUGUGGCAGUGAAGAAAAGAUAAAUGAAAAAAGAAAGAAAGAAGGAAGGAAAAGAAGGGUGGAGGGGACAAACAAGACUACAGGUACUAUUGCAAUAGUCCUUAACCAGUACAGUUCCCAUAAUACCAUACAAAUCAAAUAGCUUAAUUUUACAGAGUGGGAUGUGUGCACUUGUAAAAUUUCUGUAUUAAUAAUUAACGUAAUAGUGCAUACUGUGUAUUCUCAGUGCAACUGCCUGUUCAAACCGAACCGUGACUGAACCCAUGCUGCACCGCUUUGGUACAAAUUACCAUACCGUUACACCCCUUUACAGGUAGCUAAUGUUACUGCCAGGAAUUCAAUGCCAUGUCUGUAUUUAUACUAGCGAUCAGGAUAUCUUUAUAUCUGUGGUAGGGGAUUUCCAGUAGAUAUACUGUAAUGUAUUUGCAUAAUGCAUGCUGGGUAUUGAAGGUAGAGAAUAUUGAUUAAUUAAACAUAAAAAAAGAACAUUGUUAUACUGCUGUGCACAGUUUACCUUUAACUUCUCUAGUGUUAAUGUUUAGCCAGGGUUAGGGCUAAGGUUUAGCUACUCUCGUUUUUCGUUUGGUGAAAGAAAACUGUUCUGCUUAGAUUAAGCAAGGCUUAGUUUAUACAAACACACACACACACACACACACACACACACACACACACACACACACACACACACACACACACACAAGUGCACACACGUAGUCUCCCAGCAAGGGAUUAAGCCUAGUCUUAAGUCCUGUCCGGAUGGGCUUAGUUUCUCAUAUUUUACUCUUCUACUCAGUGAUAAAACCCUUGCAUCUGGACUGCGAUAAAAAAAACAGGAGGACCAGUGAGUUUUUUAGGUUUAUCUGUCACGUGACAUCGCGUUCAGUAGCUCAUCCAUUUCCACUCGCUGUUGUGUUUACAUGGAUCUCCAUGGAAACGAGCGCCCAAAGUGUUAAUACAGUGCGUGGCAGUGGACAAAUAGCUAUUUUAUUAAACGUGAGGUGGCAAAAAUCAAGAGAUGUGGAUCCGGACGGGAAUAAAAUUACCAGAGGACCACGGAUUUAGCAAAAAAAAAAAAAACGGUAGAUAAUUUAGCCUGUAAUUUUCUCAGAGGAUGUCUUGAGAAAAACACAUACGUGGUCGUUCUGGACAGGAAUAAAAUCACAAAGGACCCCCCAUAAAAGAGAAAAUGAAACUAAUCCCUUCCACAUAGGGCUUAUGACAAUGCAUAUUCCCUAUACAGGAUUAAACUACCCCACAGUUUAACAAUCACAGUAUUUCACCCUUUAACAGAAAUGUAGCAUUUCUAUUAGUUUCUAUUAGCCGAGUUCCUUCUUGCCUAUGGUGUGUUUGUCAGAACCUUUCAUGGAAAACUAACAAAAAAAAAACAUCCUUGUGAACCGAAACCUAGAACUGGAAUUUAUUUAUGUUUAGGGUUACGUCUUGUGCUUUUUGUAAUAUUUCAGAAGAAAAACCCUCCUCUCUUCCUUUUUUGAUAUAUUUUAUAUUUUACAGAUUAUUACACAGACUCUUGCUAUAAAUACCUACAGAAUAUGAUCUCAGAAGUAGAUGUCUUGGCGCUGCCUGUAACAAUCAGAGUGAAAUCUGAAGAACAUCCUAUCAUGAUCUCGUGCUGUUUGCCUUAAACAAACAUAAACAUGUGAUGGAAACACCUUUUCUGAGGUAAACGUUCAUCAGUAUGUUAAUAAUAUAUAUAGGUAAUAUUCUAUUUAUAGUCAAUUGUGGAACAUUGAAGGUUUGGACACUUCUGUUGUGUUUCUGUUGAUUUUCAUGUGAAAAUUAGUAAAAAAAAAAAAAAAAAAAAAACAGUUUUUUUUUAGUUCAUUAUUAGACUUAUUAACAUAUUGCAAAAAAUAUAACAUACAGCUCUUUAAAAAUGUAAGUAAUGGCUGGAAUUUGUCUAAAAUUGGACUAUAUUGUAGGUGGGAAUUGAAAAAAGAGAAAAAAUAUAUAUAAAAGAGGGCCCGUAGAUGGUUCCUUGGGGGAUGCCGUAGAAGCUUGAAGCUAUGGGAUCUCUCAAAGAAGAGAAGUGUAAUGUUACUAACUGUUUUAGGUCAAUUUUGAUCAGUAACAUUAUUAUUAUCUUGAACCUUCAGUUGUUACCAACCAAAAACUGCCGAACACCUUUUCUGAUUAAUCUUUGAAAAUACAAUAUGAUCCAGACAUGCCAUUUUUAUAAACUCUAUCUGUGAGUAUGUUGGUGCUCUCUGUUCCACUGUCCAGAUCAAGCAUAACCUCUAAUUAAACACGGAUCAUGCUAAAGAUGAAGGCAAAAAAAAAGUUUUUUUAAAGGUAUCUGCUUUAUUGUACAGUGUCCAUUUUAAUCAUGACCACUAGGUGUGCUCACACUAUUUACAGAGGUAUAACUACUCAUGCUCCUUCUGUGCCGUUCCUACUAAUUUUGCAUGAUAUAAACUGUUACCUUUCCCAAAAAAAAUACAAUAAGUUUACAAAAAAAUGUACGUUAAUUUUGAUGUUAUUUUUAUGUUGUGUGUGUUUCUUACCUGUCAAAUACUUUGAGUUUUUUUCCAAAAGGCUGCAAAAGACAGGCAAGAUCAACCGUGUGUACUUUUGACUGUUUUUUUUUGUUGUUUAUUUGUUUGACUUUUCGAUACAAAAAAGUUGAUUGUUAAAAAAAUAAAAGUUGUGUUGAUUUACCCAGAAA